AUGAAGUUGGCGGUACUGCUGGGGCUCCCAGCGACGAUCCUGAGCGCGGUUUACGCGGCCACGGAUCCCCACGAGUACCGGGAGCAUCUCCACCUGAAACCCCUACCUGGCGGAAGCCUCUAUGCGGGAUUCUCUUUCAAUGCCACCACCUCGCUCGGUUCCUACGACAAACAACACUACCGCUACUUCCCGCGGUCAUUGGCACAGAUCCUCCACUAUACCCACACCGCCGAAUUACACCUGCGCUUCUCGCUGGGCAGAUGGGACGAAGAGACAUGGGGCAGUCGCCCACGAUCAGGUCUCCGCGAGGGCGGAAAUGGGGUAGAGCUGUGGGCGUGGCUAGAAAGCGACGCAGAGCGCAAGGCCGAGGAGAGGUGGAGCGAUCUUGUCAACAGUCUAUCAGGCUUGUUCUGCGCCAGUCUAAACUUCAUCGAUUCAGGCAAGACAGUACGGCCGUUGUUGAGCUUCGACCCGGAGGGGAGCCUGCGUGAAUACCAGGCGAUGCAAGAGCGUGUCACCGGAAGAGGCCAAGGAGAACUGCAGCUUCUCCACGGCAUGCUCCCCCAUGAAGUGGUCUGUACGGAGAACCUGACCCCGUUCUUGAAACUAUUACCGUGCAAGGGAAAAGCUGGCAUAUCGAGCUUGCUCGAUGGGCACAAAGUCUUCGAUUCAGAGUGGCAGACCAUGAGCGUAGAUGUGCGGCCGGCGUGUCACGCAUCUGGGACGAGCUGGGAAUGUCAGUUGGAGAUUCAACAGACGGUGGACAUGGUGCUGAAUACGGAACGCUCGCAACGACCACAUGACGACCCCAUCCCUCGACCGAAACCAAUCGAGGAGAUCAAGUGUGAUGCGAGCAAAUCAUACAAUGGCGAAGACACCUGCUAUCCAGUGGCAUUCGAGGGAGAACAGGAGUGGACUCUGAGUAAGAUUUUCGGCAGGCCGCUAAGGGCCAGCUGUCUGGCUUCCGGCAGCGAUACACAUGACGUGUCACUGGCCGUUCCAUCGGAACGUACCGUCGAAGUCAUCUCCAAGAGCACUGUUUCUCACGAGGGAGAUAACAGUACGAGAAGCUACUACCUACCUGAUGAUACGGAUUUCGACCUUCAUCUUCCCCAACAGGUCCUUGCUUCGAACCAACAAGAGUCCGAGACAGCCUCGGUCCACGCCAGUCGACAAAUUACUGGGUAUGGCCAGGAACGUGGAGGCAUGCACACCACUCUGCACAAUCCACACCCGUGGCCGCAGGAUGUCAUCUACCUCGAGUCGUUGCCAUGGUUCCUGCGCCCCUACGUCCACACCCUCAGCCUUUCUGCCGGAACUAUCAAAAAGACAUACUACACCCCUCUUCUGGAUCGUCAACGAGGAACACAGUUGGAGCUAUUGAUCGAGCUUCCCGCGGAGAGCACCGUGGAACUGACCUACGACUUCGAAAAGGCAAUAUUACGGUACUCGGAAUACCCGCCUGAUGCAAAUCGAGGUUUCGACAUUCCCGCAGCCGUUAUUCGCGUCUUGCCUGGCAACAGCACUCUUGGGGCGCCGACACGAGAGAACUAUCUCCGCACGACGUCUCUCCUGCUCCCUCUCCCGACCCCCGACUUUACCAAGGUUAGACAAGGUCUCGCCGGCCUGAAAAAAUUGCUGGCUAAGUCGAAAGCUGGCGUGAAUGCGGGAGACGAGAGCAACGGGAAAACUAUGCAGGAGAGCAGCUCGCCUGUCAAGGAAGAGAAUGGGAGACCAAAGGAACACAAGAAAUCUCGGUGA
Molecule: messenger RNA, 1761 nt
Organism: Neohortaea acidophila
Lineage: Eukaryota; Fungi; Ascomycota; Dothideomycetes; Mycosphaerellales; Teratosphaeriaceae
Product: GPI transamidase component PIG-T
Exons: 2
Coding region: 1-1761 (586 amino acids)
Biological process (GO): attachment of GPI anchor to protein
Cellular component (GO): GPI-anchor transamidase complex
Source: RefSeq, a predicted model, not a curated record